Messenger RNA from Paramecium sonneborni, 618 nucleotides. Lineage: Eukaryota; Ciliophora; Oligohymenophorea; Peniculida; Parameciidae. The record is from the annotation of a GenBank genome assembly.
AUGAUUUUAACUCAAAUGAAUUUAACUUCUUUGAUUUAGAAUGUAAAAUUAAAUUAUCAUAAAUAAUUUUGUACAAUAAAUAUUUGUUACGCAUUAUUCAGUUUACAACAUCAAUCAAUAAUAUUUUUUAUAUUAAUUUUCACUCACUUAUUCAUAAAAUAAGUAUACUAAUUCAAUCAUCAUUUUAUAUGUAUAAUCUAUUUUAGAAAACAUAGGAAUACUAUUACUUUGCAUUUUAAAAAUUUUUAAAAACAACAUUUCUUAAAAAAUUUUGAUUAUUUUUUUUAUUAUAUCAAUAUUACUUAGAACAGCUUUGUUUAAAUGAAUAUAUAAACUCAGCAGAUCACAAUUACAAGUGAAAAAGUUUUAAAAACUUAAGGAGACAGUUCAGAAAAUGUGAUACCUGAUUCUGACUAAGAAGAAAAUUUGUAGAGUCCUUUUUAUAAGGGAAUACCAUCCUCAUAAUCCAAACCUUUCAAACAUAUACGAUUUAGUGGAACUAACUAAAUAUGUUAUAUUCCUAGAAAGGGCAAAAAAGAUCUCUCCCCAUCACCGACUAGAAAAAGUUCCUAAUCAAUUCAAUCAAUACUCAAAAAUAAAGACAGAGUAAAUAAAUGA